Molecule: messenger RNA, 661 nt
Organism: Blastocystis hominis
Lineage: Eukaryota; Bigyra; Opalinata; Blastocystidae
Exons: 4
Coding region: 8-655 (215 amino acids)
Biological process (GO): nuclear-transcribed mRNA catabolic process; ribosomal large subunit biogenesis; ribosomal large subunit assembly
Cellular component (GO): preribosome, large subunit precursor; nucleolus
Molecular function (GO): RNA binding
Source: RefSeq, a predicted model, not a curated record
CAUAUUCAUGCCUAGAUCGAAGAGAGCUCAUGUUGUAAGUUUGACUCAAACCAAACAAAAGGGCAAGGAACAUAAGGAUAAUGUAGUAAAUACGGUGAGAGAGUGUGUGGACAACUACAAGUUUGUAUAUGUGUUGGAAUUCGAUAACUUGCGUACGAAUGCAUUUAAGGAUCUCCGCCUCCAGUUAAAUGAUUGCAGGUUUUUGCUGGGCAAGAACCGUGUAAUGCAGGUUGCUCUGGGUAGAAGUCCGGAGGAAGAAUACCGUGAUAAUUUGAGCAAGUUGGGUGAGUACUUGGGAGGAAACUGUACGCUGUUCUUCACAAAUCGUCCCCAAGAAGAGGUAUUAUCCUUCUUUAAAGAAUACAAGUCCCUGGAUUAUGCCCGUGCUGGAUUUAAGGCAACGGAGGAGUUUGUAAUUCCCAAGGGAGAGAUGCCUUUCGCUCAUAGCAUGAUGGAGGAGUUCCGAAAGCUGCGUUUGCCCGUUGAGAUGAAAAAUGGAACCAUCCACAUGCGUGAGGACUAUACAGUUUGUAAGAAGGGUAAGGUUUUGACUCCUGAACAAUGUCGAAUCUUGAAACUGUACUCGAAACCUAUGGCUUACUUUGUACUCACACCCCGUGCCUGCUGGAGCAACGGAGAGUUACAAGUGUUUUAGUCUUUU